Molecule: messenger RNA, 3517 nt
Organism: Acinonyx jubatus (cheetah)
Lineage: Eukaryota; Metazoa; Chordata; Mammalia; Carnivora; Felidae
Gene: CORO7
Product: coronin 7
Exons: 28
Coding region: 125-2896 (923 amino acids)
Molecular function (GO): protein binding
Source: RefSeq, a predicted model, not a curated record
CGUGGCCGCGAGAGGGGUGGCCGCGGGCGGGGCCGGAGGCGGCGGGAGUCACGGCUGGCUGUCCGUGCACCUGAGAGCCGACGCCCGGGUCUUCGAAGCUGCGCCCGCCGCCUUCCCCGUCGCCAUGAGCCGCUUCAAGGUGUCCAAGUUCCGGCACAUGGAGGCCCGGCCGUCGCGACGCGAGGCCUGGAUCAGUGACAUUCGAGCAGGAACCACACCCUCGUGUGGGAACCAUAUCAAAUCCAGCUGCCACUUGAUUGCGUUUAACUCUGACCGUCCAGGUGUGCUGGGUAUUGUGCCUCUGGAUGGCCAAGGAGAGGACAAGAGACAGGUGGCCCACCUGGGCUGCCAUUCAGACCUGGUCACGGACUUGGAUUUCUCUCCCUUUGAUGACUUUCUUCUGGCCACGGGUUCAGCCGACAGGACGGUGAGGCUGUGGCGACUGCCGGCCCCUGGCCAGGCGCUGCCCUCGGUGCCGGGGCUGGUGCUGGGCCCUGAGGGCGUCCAGGUGGAGGUACUGCAGUUCCACCCCACCGUGGAUGGUGUCCUGGUGAGUGCGGCGGGCACCGCCGUGAAGGUCUGGGAUGUAACCAAGCAGCAGGCCCUCACAGAGCUGGCGGCCCAUGGGGACCUGGUGCAGGGUGCUGUCUGGAGCCGGGAUGGAGCCCUGGUGGGCACGACCUGCAAGGACAAGCAGCUGAGGAUCUUCGACCCCAGAGCGAAGCCCGGGUCCUCCCAGAGCACAGAGGCCCACAAGAACAGCAAGGAUGGCUGGCUGGUGUGGACGGGCACCCGGGAGCACCUUGUGUCCAGUGGAUUCAACCAGAUGCGUGAGCGUGAAGUGAAGCUCUGGGACACCCGGCACUUCUCCAGCGCCCUCACCUCCAUCACCCUGGACACCUCACCCGGGUCUCUGAUGCCCCUCCUGGACCCAGACACCGGGCUCCUGGUCCUGGCAGGAAAGGGUGAUAGUCAGUUGUAUUGCUACGAGGUGACCCCGCAGCAGCCAGCGCUGAGCCCAGUGACGCAGUGCCUCCUUGAGAGUGUGCUGAGGGGCGCGGCUCUUGUGCCCCGGCGGGCGCUGGCUGUCAUGGGCUGUGAGGUGCUCCGUGUCCUGCAGCUGAGUGACACGGCCAUCGUGCCUAUCAGCUACCACGUGCCUCGCAAGGCUGUGGAGUUCCAUGAGGACCUGUUCCCGGACACCACAGGCUGCAUCCCUGCCUCCGACCCCCAUGCCUGGUGGGUGGGGAGCAACCAGCAGGUGCAGAAGGUUAGCCUCCACCCAGCUCGGCGGCCCCACCUCAGCUUCACUUCCUGCCUGGUGCCCCCUGCGGAGCCCUCCCCGGACCAGGCCCAGCCUGCAGACACUCCUGCGGGUGAUGCGGAUCCCAGCGAGGGCUUCUCUUCCCCUCUCAGCUCGCUGACCUCCCCCUCCACACCCUCCAGCCUGGGGCCCUCGCUCUCUAGCACCAGUGGUAUCGGCACCAGCCCCAGCCAGAGAUCCCUACAGAGCCUGCUGGGCCCCAGUUCCAAGUUCCGCCAUGCUCAGGGCACCGUCCUGCACCGAGACAGCCACAUCACCAACCUCAAGGGGCUCAACCUCACCACGCCUGGCGAGAGCGAUGGGUUCUGUGCCAACCGGCUUCGUGUGGCUGUGCCCUUGCUCAGCAGUGGCGGGCAGGUGGCUGUGCUCGAGCUGCGGAAGCCUGGCCGCCUGCCCGACACAGCACUGCCCACAAUGCAGAAUGGCGCAGCUGUGACUGAUCUGGCCUGGGACCCCUUUGACCCCUACCGCCUCGCUGUGGGUGGGGAGGAUGCCAGGAUCCGACUGUGGCGGGUGCCCCCAGAGGGCCUGGAGGAGGUGCUCACGACACCUGAGGCCGUGCUCACAGGCCACACAGAGAAGAUCUACUCUCUGCGCUUCCACCCGCUGGCAGCCGAUGUGCUGGCCUCCUCUUCCUAUGACCUGACCAUUCGGAUCUGGGACCUUAAGGCCAGAGCUGAGCGGCUGAGGCUGCAGGGCCAUCGGGACCAGAUCUUCGGCCUGGCCUGGAGUCCUGACGGACAGCAUCUGGCCACUGUCUGCAAGGAUGGGCACCUGCGGGUCUAUGAGCCCCGGGGUGGCCCUGAGCCCCUGCAGGAAGGCCCAGGGCCUGAGGGGGCCCGUGGAGCCCGCGUUGUCUGGGUGUGUGAUGGUCACUGUCUGCUGGUGUCCGGCUUUGACAGCCGAAGUGAGCGCCAGCUACUCCUGUACCCCGCCAAGGCUGUGGCCGGUGGCCCUUUGGCAGUGCUGGGGCUGGAUGUGGCUCCCUCAACCCUGCUUCCCAGCUAUGACCCGGACACCAGCCUGGUGCUACUCACGGGCAAGGGCGACACCCGUGUGUUCCUAUACGAGCUGCUCCCAGAGGCUCCUUUCUUCCUGGAGUGCAAUAGCUUCACAUCGCCUGACCCCCACAAGGGUUUCAUCCUCUUGCCCAAGACAGAGUGCGACGUCCAGGAAGUAGAGUUUGCCCGAUGUCUGCGGCUUCGCCAGACCUCCCUGGAGCCCGUUGCCUUCCGUCUACCCCGAGUCAGGAAAGAGUUCUUCCAGGAUGAUGUGUUCCCAGACACGGCCAUGAGCUGGGAGCCGGUGCUCAGUGCGAAGGCCUGGCUGGGAGGUGCUAAUGGGCAGCCCCGGCUGAUCAGCCUACAGCCCCCCGGCAUGACCCCAGUGAGCCAGGCACCCCGUGAAGCCCCUGCCCGUCGGGCCCCGUCCUCAGCACUGUACCUGGAAGAGAAGUCAGAUGAGCAAAAGAAGGAAGAGCUGCUCAGUGCCAUGGUGGCAAAGCUGGGGAACCGCGAGGACCCGCUCCCUCAGGACUCCUUUGAAGGUGUGGACGAGGACGAGUGGGACUAGACUGCCCACCAGCCACCUCUGGCCUCACCUGCUGCCGCCACCUCCCAGAACCACCUGAUGUGCCCGCUGCGCACCUCCGGUCUCCCCCUCAAACUGGAAGAUGCCUCGUGGCCCUGGCACACCUCCUCCCCAAAGCCCUGACUUCCUUUGGGCCUUGGGCACUUCCAAGGCCUCUAGGUCCCGCUGCAACUCCCAUGGAUUGUCUGCACCUCUGCUUCCCCUGGGACUGGCUGCUUCUCCUCAGCUGCCUGCUAGCAUGUGGAGCCAGGGGCAUGGGAGCGCGGUGGGCUGGGAGUGCUGAGGGGUUAGUAGACGUCCCUGGGCUGGUCCCAGCCUGGGCUGGCUUUGCCCAGCACCUUAACUUAGCACGGGCAACAUCCCAUCUUGCCUGCUGCCCCCACUUCCAGGUAAGAGCCUUGGGGGCUGGCCCCCUGCCAGGCCGUUUGGCACAGCACCAGCCUCACGGGCCAGGGACCAGUUGCCCUCCUCCCCAGGUUUGAAACCAGGAGAAGGGGGACAUCACAGAGCUGAUGGCCCAGUUAAGGGCGGGGUGUGAGCCCCUCAGGGACUGGCCUGAAUAUACCCUGGAUGUUUUCAGCAAUUAAACUUUUCUGAGCUGGC